CCGGCCGCGGGAGCCGCGCCCGCCGGGGGUGGGGAGGGAGGACACUGGGGAAGUGCCUGAGGCUCGAGUCUGCUUGGCUCCCCGCCAGCGAGAAACCUCACGCCCGGGCUUGUUCAACCUGAGUGUGCCCAGAGUGUCCGGACUUGUGCCCCUUCCCUCGCCUCUGUUCCUCCCCACGCCAGGUGUCCUACCCAGCGCGCUACCUGUGCGCGCCCAGGGCGCGAGCUGCGGACACCCAGCUAGCUCCUCGCUACCCUUUGCAGAGCAUCUCGCGGGCUGUGGCAGCCCCGGGCUGCGCUCCCCUGCGGUGGGUCCCUCAGUUCCAAGGCUACCCAUUAACCAGGGUGGCCCAGAGGCGCAGACACUCGGACCCGGGAAAACUUAAUUUAGUUGCAGUCCCCGAGGUUGCAGCUGCUAGUGGCUGAGAGAGCGCGUCCGCUUUGUCUCUGCACUCCCCGCAGCCCCCCUCCCCCGCUUCCUCUCCCGAUUAACUCCCCCGACGCGCUCUUCCCCGGCUCCUCUCCUCCGCCCACUCCUCCUCCUCCCCUUCCUCCUCCUACACCGCGGGCCGCGCUAAUGCGCUUCCUCCCUCCCCCGGUGUCAGUCUCUUUGCAUACGCGCCCCCUCCCCUCCGGCGGCCGCUUAUAGCGGGGCGCGCGGCGGCCGGGCGCAGACUGCUGCGGCAGCCAGAGAGGAGGCGUGCGGCGGUGGCGCUGCGGAGCCCGAGCCCAGACGCCAGGCGGCCGCGGCGCGCACGGCGCUUCCCAGCUCCCUCCCCCAGUGCACAGCCCGCCUCCUUCCGCGGCGCCGGCGCUCGCAGGCUCGCCCUCCGCUCCCGAGACGCGCUCCGGGACUCGCUCCUCGGGUCGCGGGCACAGGGUCCGCCGCGUGGGGACCGAGAGGCCGAGGCGAACCGCCAGCGCUCGGGGCGCGGUCCUCUCCCCGGCAGGCGCCCCUUGCGUGCUCUCUUCGCCCGAGCAGUCGCCGCCGCUCCCCCGGGCUCAGACGCCCGCUCGGUCGCCUCGCUGCCCGUGACCGAGGCAGGAACCCCGCCAGUUGUGCGCCGAGGCCGGUCGCCACCGCUGAGUGGAAACAAAAUGUCAGUCAGCGUGCAUGAGAACCGCAAGUCCAGGGCCAGCAGCGGCUCCAUCAACAUCUAUCUGUUUCACAAGUCCUCCUAUGCCGACAGCGUCCUCACUCACUUGAACCUUUUACGGCAGCAGCGUCUCUUCACUGAUGUCCUUCUCCAUGCCGGAAAUAGGACCUUCCCUUGCCACCGGGCAGUGCUGGCUGCCUGCAGCCGCUACUUUGAGGCCAUGUUCAGUGGCGGCCUGAAAGAGAGCCAGGACAGCGAAGUCAACUUCGACAAUUCCAUCCACCCGGAAGUCUUGGAGCUGCUUCUCGACUAUGCAUACUCCUCACGGGUCAUCAUCAAUGAAGAAAACGCAGAGUCGCUCCUGGAGGCCGGUGACAUGCUGGAGUUCCAAGACAUCCGGGAUGCGUGCGCAGAGUUCCUGGAAAAGAACCUGCAUCCCACCAACUGCCUGGGCAUGCUGCUGCUGUCCGACGCGCACCAGUGCACCAAGCUGUAUGAACUCUCCUGGAGAAUGUGUCUCAGCAACUUUCAGACCAUCAGGAAGAACGAAGAUUUCCUCCAGCUGCCCCAGGACAUGGUAGUGCAGCUCUUGUCCAGCGAAGAGCUGGAGACAGAGGAUGAAAGGCUCGUGUACGAGUCUGCAAUUAACUGGAUCAGCUACGACCUGAAGAAGCGCUAUUGCUACCUCCCAGAACUGUUGCAGACGGUGAGGCUGGCGCUCCUGCCAGCCAUCUAUCUCAUGGAGAAUGUGGCCAUGGAGGAGCUCAUCACCAAGCAGAGAAAGAGUAAGGAAAUUGUGGAAGAAGCCAUCAGGUGCAAACUGAAAAUCCUGCAGAAUGACGGUGUGGUGACCAGCCUCUGUGCCCGGCCUAGGAAAACCGGCCAUGCCCUCUUCCUCCUGGGUGGACAGACUUUCAUGUGUGACAAGCUGUAUCUGGUAGACCAGAAGGCCAAAGAAAUCAUUCCCAAGGCCGACAUUCCCAGUCCAAGAAAAGAGUUCAGUGCAUGUGCAAUUGGCUGCAAAGUGUACAUUACUGGGGGGCGAGGGUCUGAAAAUGGGGUCUCAAAAGAUGUCUGGGUUUAUGACACCCUGCAUGAGGAGUGGUCCAAAGCUGCCCCCAUGCUGGUAGCCAGGUUUGGCCAUGGCUCUGCCGAACUGAAGCACUGCCUGUACGUGGUUGGGGGGCACACAGCUGCCACUGGCUGCCUCCCGGCCUCCCCCUCGGUUUCCCUAAAGCAGGUAGAACAUUACGACCCCACAACCAACAAAUGGACCAUGGUGGCCCCGCUCCGAGAAGGCGUUAGCAACGCUGCAGUAGUGAGUGCCAAACUCAAGCUGUUUGCUUUCGGAGGUACCAGCGUCAGUCAUGACAAGCUCCCCAAGGUUCAGUGUUAUGAUCAAUGUGAAAACAGGUGGACAGUCCCAGCCACCUGUCCCCAGCCCUGGCGUUACACAGCAGCAGCUGUGCUGGGUAACCAGAUUUUUAUUAUGGGGGGAGACACAGAGUUCUCCGCCUGCUCUGCUUAUAAAUUCAACAGUGAAACUUACCAGUGGACCAAAGUGGGAGACGUGACGGCAAAGCGCAUGAGCUGCCACGCUGUGGCCUCCGGAAACAAACUCUACGUGGUUGGAGGAUACUUUGGCAUUCAGCGAUGCAAGACUUUAGACUGCUACGAUCCGACGUUAGACGUAUGGAACAGCAUAACCACAGUCCCGUACUCGCUGAUCCCCACUGCAUUCGUCAGCACCUGGAAACAUCUGCCUUCUUAAAUGCAGUUGGUCCUAAAGAAAGAGAGCAUGAGGUCACUUCAUCACUCGGCAAGACAAUAUGAGAUUUCUACCUUGGAAAGGCCAAGUUUAAUGAAGAGAAAGAAAAAAAGGAAAAGAAGUUGCUGCAAAACUCGCUGCACCUUGUAAAUUCUCUAACUGGACAUGAAGGAAGGGGGGUGAGGGAGGGGGGGUGGGAUAUUCAGUGCAAGUAGCACAUAGUUUAAAUAUGAAUGAGUGAACCUGUGAUCUAGUCCUUGUCUUGUAAUUGUGGAUUAAUGUCAGCGUGAAUCAGCCUCUCAAAGGGAGAGAAGAGCUGGACCUUUUCCCUUGCUGUACCAUAUUGAGCAUUUGAUUUCCAUGGGCUCCGCCAUUUAUGUAUAACAUUUGAAAUGGUUGUCACCUCUCUCUGAGGAGCGAGCUUGAAGUCUCCAUGCCAGCUGCUGCUGGAGAUUCAAAGCCCAAGCGUGGGUCCAAGAGGGAAGCUGGCUGGGCUGGCUGCAGAAUGAGGACCCCUGGACUCUCUGCUCAUCUCUAAGGGGUGUGUUCCCCGGGAAGAUUUCUGAACAGUGGGGACAUUGUUGGUAGCCGUUUGGUAGAUGUUCUUUUCUAUUUAUAAGUGACUUUAAACUUUUCCCUUGGCUGUUAACAAAUUUGUUAUAGAUUUAGCUAUUUAUUGUUUGAUGCCUGCAUGCUGAAACAAUGCUUACAGUUGUCUUCACAUGUAUGGACUUGUGUGUGAAUGGUUGUAUGUUUUGCACAUUUUGUGGCUGGUGAUGUGCUUUGCUGCACAAAAAUUAAAACUUUUGAGCUAUAAUUUGGAGUAUAACUGGAGGGUGGGUUGGGGCACAGGGUGGACUUUUUCAAUGUCAAGACAGGGAAAGAUUACAAGACAAACUUAAAUUGCAUCCUAGAGAUAGAGAAACCAUGUAGAUCACUUAUAAUCUUAGACUCACCAUCUUUUAAUGCAGUUUCAUGGGGUAAGGGCAUGCUGAUGGGGCGAGGGGAGGCUUCCUUCUGUCCUCCCACCUCCCAUCUGAUUCACCUAAUUCAGUCUCAGCUGCUGAAAUUUGGAAAGGACCAAAUUGCUUUACAGUUUUUUUUUCCUUUGUGUAAUAUCCUGAAAUCCUGGAGAAUUCUAUGGACUAGUUCUGUAUAUAGAGUACAGGUAAAGGCAUUGUCCGAAGUUUAUUUAUUUAUCUAUUUAUUACCCUAUAAGAAUGCUUUGCUGUAACCACAGCUAAUGGGAAAAACUGAAACAUCACAGAUGUAAAUUAACUCACUGAUCAGAUUUGCUUGACCUGGACUCAUUGUUGUCUGUUCUUGCUAAACAAUUUAGCAAGUGUUAGAAGUUCUCCAAGACAAUAUUCACAUUGGUACAAUGUAUACUUCAGUGCUCACCCUUAGGUAAAUCUCUUAAAAAAUAAAUAACUCUUUGGUGCACAAGUGACACAUUUGGCCACAAAACACCAAAGAAUCUUAAGCAGUGGCCCCUGUUGAGAGGUUUUCCGGUGGAAUUCGGAAUCAGUUGUGAAUACAUUCUUUGCUAGUUGGAGUGCUUGUUUACUAAGCAUGUGCUGUGGUAGGUGUUAGUGCUAGUCUCAAAUAGGUGCUUCCUCAGAGGUGUGGGGGGGAAGACCAGAGUUUGCAACUCGAACUGCUUUCGUGGAUGUUUCUCACAUUGCUGUAUUUUAGAAAAUAGGGUUAAGACUGAUAACCUUUCACAUCAUGACUUUGUUUGCAUUGUCUAAUGACAGUUGAAUCCUUAACAUUUCUCUCCACCUUAGUACUUUAGACUAAUUGUACUUGUCCGUCCGUGCCAUGAAUAAGUGCGCUAUAGUUGGACCAAAAUAAAAUGAGCUGUUGGAAGAGAAGAAUCACAAUACUUUCCAGCAGUCAGUCCCUGGUUCCUAGAUGUGUUCUAAGCAAUGCAAAUGUCUAAUUGUACCCUGGCGGCAUUAGUUGGUGUGGUUAUAUUGUAGCAGUUACAGCUCUAUAGUUUAUGAUGCAAAUCUGCCAAGAGAUGGAUGUGUCACUGCAUGGCUUCUGAAAGCAGGAUGAAUUUUCUGCAGCUGUUUCAAAGUUGUGGUCUGUCCUUGAAUCCUCUAUUAAUUACUUUGUGUGAGCCAGAGGGAGCCUCAGUAAGGGUGGGCCCCCAGCCUGCAGGGAACUUUCUGGACUCCUGCUCUUUGAAUUGAUGCAGGCAUUUGGUCUCACUACUUGACCAUUCUCACCCUGUGAAACGUCCCACACUUUGAAGCAAAUACAAUUCACAGCACAGUACACACAAAAACCUUGGCAUAAGACAGAGAAGGUUCUUCUUAUUUUGUGGACCGGUUGCUGUAGAAACAGACAACAAAGGGCAGCCUUCCACUUCUGGUAUAAUUGUGUAGCCCCUUUUCUCUGGGCUUGACACCUGUCUGAAUAAGAGUGAUUAGAGCUGCAUAAUAUCCCUCUCUUGGCUAUUGAAUAUGUGGUUCACGUACAAAAUUGUAUAAGUUGAAGUAAAGUGUUCAUGUUCAUAUGUACUUGUUUGCUACUACUACAUUUUUGAGGUUUUGUAAAACUGUUAUUUUUUUUUUCACAAUGUGAAACUGAAGGUCAAUAAAUUAUUAGAGAUUUUCUCUUCA
Messenger RNA from Microcebus murinus (gray mouse lemur), 5494 nucleotides. It is a transcript of the gene ENC1, whose product is annotated as ectodermal-neural cortex 1. Gene Ontology annotation, biological process: ubiquitin-dependent protein catabolic process. The record is from RefSeq and is a predicted model, not a curated record. Gene Ontology annotation, cellular component: Cul3-RING ubiquitin ligase complex; cytoplasm. NCBI's taxonomy places the organism in Eukaryota, Metazoa, Chordata, Mammalia, Primates, Cheirogaleidae. Gene Ontology annotation, molecular function: protein binding.